CGGAAGCUCGGCCCAGCUCUCCCGCCCUUAGCAGGGCUGCGACGCUCCCCUGGACCCGCGGCGUCCCAGAGGGCCCGCGGCCGAGCCUGCCCCGCGCAACCUUGGGUGUGGGGCCAUGGACACCUUCAUCCGCUUCGCCAACCAGACCCAGGGCCGGGACCGACUCUUCAGAGCCACUCAAUACACAUGCAUGUUGCUUAGAUAUUUGUUAGAGCCCAAAGCUGAUAAAGACGUGCUAAUGAAGCUCAAGAAACUGGAGUCUAGUGUGAGCACUGGUCGUAAAUGGUUCCGGCUAGGCAAUGUGGUCCAUGCUGUCCAGGCAACCGAGCAGAGCAUCCAUGCCACUGACCUGGUGCCCCGCUUCUGUCUGACAUUAGCCAACCUGAACCGGGUGGUUUAUUUCAUCUGUGAUACCGUCCUGUGGGUGAAGAACGUUGGUCUCGCCUCUGGCAUCAACAAAGACAAGUGGCAGAUGUGGGCUGCCCGCCACUACUACUACUUCCUGCUGCUGAGCCUGGCCAGGGACCUGUAUGAAAUCUCCCUGCAAAUGGCCCAGGUGACACAUGAAAGGGCAAAGGGAGGGAAAUCAUCAUCUGGGGAUCCUCUUGGGCACAGUGUGGCUGAUGAGAUGGAAUGGCUCCAGUCCUUUCUUCUCCUAUUCCGAUCCCUGAAACGACAUCCUCCCUUGCUCCUCGACACAGUGAAGAAUUUCUGUGACAUCCUGAUCCCUUUGGACCAGCUGGGGAUCUACAAGACCAAUGCUGGCGUCAUUGGGUUCGGGGGUCUUGUGUCCUCGGUUGCAGGCAUCAUCACUGUGGUGUAUCCCCACAUGAAGCUGAAGACUUGCUAGGGCAGCUGCAGGCCAAGCUCCAGGGCCCGUUUUUUUGUUUUUUGUUUUUGUUUUUUUUGAGACAGGGUCUCACUGUAUAGUUGAGACUGACCU
Fukomys damarensis (Damara mole-rat) is the source of this 943-nucleotide messenger RNA. RefSeq names its product peroxisomal biogenesis factor 11 alpha (gene Pex11a). Bases 116 to 850 code for a protein of 244 amino acids. Gene Ontology annotation, biological process: peroxisome fission; regulation of peroxisome size. The record is from RefSeq and is a predicted model, not a curated record. Gene Ontology annotation, cellular component: peroxisomal membrane. The transcript is spliced from 3 exons. NCBI's taxonomy places the organism in Eukaryota, Metazoa, Chordata, Mammalia, Rodentia, Bathyergidae.